GCCACGCGGAUGGGAAGAAGGUUUCUCUCUCUCUCUCGCUGAAAAGUCCGUCUCAAUUUCCCCACAAAUUUUAAAACAAGAAGUCAUCUCAUCUCGUUAGGAAUCUUAAAAAAGGUGUAAAUUUAAGCAAAUAAUAAAAUUCCUCUCAGCCAUUCCGAUAUAUUGUUUCGUUUGUGGACUUUUGUGCGUGUGGAGAACUGAUAAAUUGUGGAAAUAUUUCUUGUGAAGAAGAAGAAGAAAGGCGUCGACGAAUCCAAUCUCCUUCCGGCAAUUCUUCUUCCAGGAAUUCUGGAGUUUCUGAAGAGACGAAAGGACGCAGGCAGGUCGUCGUCUUGGUUUAUUUGCUCCUGCUCCUCCUCCUCCUGGACGGUGAAGAAGAAUAAGAAUCAGGGGGCGGUGGACGUAAUUCUGAGCGAGUGAAUAUAUAUCCCCGGGUCGAAUCGGACGAUAAGCCCAGUUUGUAAAUCGGCGGCAGGAAAGGUGUUCUCGGAGUGAAAAUUAUUCAAAAAUUGGAGUGAAAAUUUUGCAAAAAUGUCGCCAAAUCAGUUCUUCUUCUUCUGGUUAUCACUGCUUAUCUCGACGACGACGGCGGGAGCAGCCGAGGAUCUGGACGUGUGUUCGAUAACCGACCAGACCGUUUCGGGCUACUGCACCUGCGACCCGGACGACUCGGAGGAGGUGGUCACGUUGAAGUGCAACUUCUGGGGGACGCCGAGCCCCUCGUCUGGCGCGAGGUUGUGGUCCACCAUGGGGACGCUGGCGAAUGUCACGUUUCUCGAGGUGACCCCUCGUCCAGCACGUUCUCUGAAGGUCCUCCCAGCCCCAGAAAUGUUCACCGCGUUGAAGAAGCUGACGUAUUUUUCGGUGAAAUACGCAGAAAUUGUUGUCCUCCCGAGCGAAGUUUUCGGGAGGUCGGGAUCCCUCUCGGAAAUCAUGUUGAAAGACAAUGGGAUUCGGGAGUUGGACAGGGCUGCAUUUUCUGGGCUGAAGAAUCUGACCAAGAUCAGUUUGAGUGACAAUUUACUGAAGGAAAUUAAUAGGCACGUGUUUCUCGGGCUGCCGAAGUUGGGGGGUCUUUAUCUGGAUAGGAACGAGAUUCGGGUGGUGCAUGAUAGAGCCUUCGUGGAGCUCGGGGCGUUGGAGGAAUUGGAUUUGAAGAGGAACAACUUGACGGUUAUUGCACGUGAGGUGUUUUCCGGGUUGGGAAAAUUGGUGAGGUUGGAAUUACAGGACAACGCCAUCGAGUACCUCGGCGACCACGUGUUUGCGGAUUUGGUCUCGCUGAACGAGUUGGACUUGCACGACAACCAGAUCCGAUCCGUGAGCGGGACAGCUUUCUACGGGCUGUCGGCUUUGGGGCGGCUGAACCUGAAGGGGAACAAGAUUGUGACCCUGGAGGCCGCCACGUUCGUCGGAAUGACCUCGCUGUACAUGUUGGACGUGAGGGCGAACGAGUUGGAGAGGGUGGGAGAAGCCCUCGUUACACCGAUCUGGGGAAACUUGAAAAAUGCCAGCUUCCAAGUUAUGAUGGAAGGUAAUCGUUUCACCUGUUCCUGCGAUAUCUUGUGGGUGCAAAAGAUCUACGCGGAGACUGCGAGUGCAUACGUCAAGUCAGAAUUGGAACGCUUGGAGUGCAACCUGUUCCACCACGCAGAACCCCAACACGGGACAAAGUACGUCCCUUCUGGACGUGGUCGCCACCUGCUCUACUCCUCCAACGUGACCCUUGACCCGGAAGGCGGAGGCGAAGAGUCCACCACGACCCUCGCCUUUGAUGGGGUGAAACAUGUCAUCAAACUGAACCCAGCCGACUUCAAGUGUCACCACCACGACCAUCACAAAGAUUUACAGUCCGAUGGAAACGGUCCCCAUGGGAAUGGUCACCACGAGUCGAAGGAGAGGAUCCCCACGGUUUCCGAGAACAAGAAGAACUUAGGGGGACAAAGUCAUCAUGAAAGUCAUGUCGAUACGAAUGCGUCGUCGGGAGGAGGAGGAGGAGUGACGAUCUGGAGGGGGGUCAAAUUGUUCGGUAUUAUCGUAUUCCUUCACCGCGUGGUGAUCAUUAUGUAAGUGUGGGGGAGUGGAGGGAGGGGAAAAUUUCCUAAUUUUUAUAAUUUCUUGACCGGCUUUUUAUUUAAAUAGUUUUUAAGAAAUAUUAUUAGGGUGACAUGGUCACGAUGCAUAAAUAUGUACGUUCCGGAGUCUUG
Folsomia candida is the source of this 2207-nucleotide messenger RNA. RefSeq names its product connectin-like. The record is from RefSeq and is a predicted model, not a curated record. Bases 532 to 2070 code for a protein of 512 amino acids. The transcript has 5 exons. Gene Ontology annotation, molecular function: protein binding. Lineage: Eukaryota; Metazoa; Arthropoda; Collembola; Entomobryomorpha; Isotomidae.